Molecule: messenger RNA, 342 nt
Organism: Dracunculus medinensis (Guinea worm)
Lineage: Eukaryota; Metazoa; Nematoda; Chromadorea; Rhabditida; Dracunculidae
Source: the annotation of a GenBank genome assembly
UUGCAUAAUCCUUUCGCGGCUUUUCUUUUUUCGCAGAAAGUUUUUAGCUACUAUGGAUGUACAUUAAUGGAUCAUCAAACAUGUGAUGAAUUAUGCAAACAAGAUUCAUACUGGUAUGGACAUUGUGCAUCAUGGGACGGUCGUGAUUUCAGUUGCAAAUGUUACGACUAUAAGCCUCCGUUGGACAGUACAGUUUGCAAACCAAAGCAACAAUCCUGUAACGAAACUUGCAAAAAACAGGCUUGCAUUUGCUUGGGAAUUUUGAAAUCUUGGGAAAAAAAAAAUAAAUUCUGCCCACUAGCGGUAUCCGCUGUAAGUAAAGCUCAUAAAUAUUCGUUAUGA